ACUGUGUACAUUUCGCAAUACAUUACACUGCAUUUCUUCCUGUUACACCUGUCCACCUUUUCUCCUAAUUUACUUCGUCAAAAUGGGCAAGGCCGAGGCAAGAACAUUUGUCAACGCACAAAUUGCGUCCAAAAAAGUCGUUGUGUUCUCAAAAACCUAUUGUUCGUACUGUAAAAUGGCAAAACAAGCCCUGAAAGAUGUUGGUGCGGAUUUCCUUCUCCUUGAACUGGAUAACCGACCUGAUUGUGAGGACGUUAUGGAUGUCCUCAAGGAAAUGACAGGAGGCAGGACGGUUCCGAGGGUUUUCAUUGAUGGGAAGUUCGUUGGAGGAGGUUCGGAGAUGAAGAGCAUGAAAGCAUCAGGUGAACUGCAGAAGAUGGUCAAAGCAUGAGGGAUCUGAGCCCAGGCAUGGCUUCAGGGAACAGAAAUAAACAUACUAUACUUUAUGCAAAAGUCUCUGAAUGCUUCUUCAAGGAUGGACUGUAUCUUCACAAAGUCUAGUCUCUGCUUUGGUCUGGCAUUUUAUAAGUCUUCUAUGUUACUUCCAGCUACAGCGACUGUGGGAAGGAACCAUGUCAUGUGUGAUUUAAAUGUUAAAAUCAAAACUUAAUCAGUCUUAUUGAGGUCCAUAGCCUAAAAAUGGCAUGGCUAUAGCCAUGAACCUUUUUGGGUCUGCUCUUUCAGGGCAGAUCAUGAGACCAAGAGGCAAAUCCAAAUGGAGACCAUGAUAAUUCAAGAUGUUUAUAUUUUUACUGAUUACUACUGAUUCACAUUCAACUGGUCGGCUGUUUCUGCCAUUAACACAUUGUACUUUGUGUGCCUUUAAGAAUUGCAUGUAGCCUUCUUGCCAACACAGUUUUCCUUCCAAGACUAGUCUCAAAAUGCAUAUGAACAUAUAAGAUUAUGAAUUAAUUUUUAAAAGUUCU
Lineus longissimus is the source of this 926-nucleotide messenger RNA. RefSeq lists its product as uncharacterized. The record is from RefSeq and is a predicted model, not a curated record. Gene Ontology annotation, biological process: cellular response to oxidative stress. Bases 83 to 391 code for a protein of 102 amino acids. Gene Ontology annotation, cellular component: cytoplasm. NCBI's taxonomy places the organism in Eukaryota, Metazoa, Nemertea, Pilidiophora, Heteronemertea, Lineidae. Gene Ontology annotation, molecular function: glutathione disulfide oxidoreductase activity. The transcript has 2 exons.